This is a messenger RNA of Lepisosteus oculatus (spotted gar), 1886 nucleotides long. Lineage: Eukaryota; Metazoa; Chordata; Actinopteri; Semionotiformes; Lepisosteidae. The record is from RefSeq and is a predicted model, not a curated record.
AUGCCCCGGGAGUGCAUUAACUCUCUGUUUGACAACCUGACCUGGACUAAGCUCUCGGGAUCACAGCAGAAUCUAGGGCGCACAUCUGCCUGGGUGAACCCCCACAUCAAUGUCUUCAUCGUGCUCCUGCUCUUCUUCGUCAACAAGUUCUGGAUGUCUGCUAUCUCAACCACAAUGCCCAUUCCCUCGGGAGCCUUCAUGCCCGUCUUCAUCCUAGGGGCGGCGUUCGGCCGACUGGUGGGGGAGAUCAUGGCCACCCUCUUCCCCAACGGGAUCCUCUUCGACGGGAUCGUGUACCGCAUCCUGCCGGGGGGCUACGCGGUCAUCGGAGCUGCGGCGCUGGCCGGGGCGGUCACCCACACGGUCUCCACGGCGGUCAUCUGCUUCGAGCUGACCGGCCAGAUCUCCCACAUCCUGCCCAUGAUGGUGGCGGUCAUCCUGGCCAACAUGGUGGCGCAGGGCCUGCAGCCCUCGCUGUACGACUCCAUCAUCCAGGUCAAGAAGCUGCCCUACCUGCCCGAGCUGGGCUGGGGGCACUUCAGUAAAUACAAUAUCUUCGUGGAGGACAUCAUGGUGACGAAGCUGAAGUUCAUCUCGUCACGCUCCAGCUACAGGGACCUGAGGACGCUGCUGGAGACGAGCUCGGUCAAGACCAUACCGCUGGUGGAGUCGCCUGAGACGAUGACCUUGCUCGGUUCCAUCGAUCGCUCGGAGCUCCAGGCUCUCUCUGAUUGGUGGACGUCCCCGGAGAGACGCCUCCUUUUGCAGAGGGAGGGGACGCCGCCGGGGCAGGGGUCACCAGGGGGUCAGAGGCCAAAGAUCAGCUGGGAGUCCUUCGCCUUCGUGGACGAAGACAUGGGAGAGGAGAAUGGAGAGAAGAAUGCUCCUGUGGUGGACGAGCGCAAUGGGCCCCUCCCCUCUACGAAGGCCCAGGAGCCAGCAGCCAAUCACACGCCUUCUGACAAGCGCCCCCUUGAGGCUGUGAGGACAACACUGCAGGGGCUGUUCUGUCAGUCCACGGACAGCCAGACAGAUGAGCGCCCCCAGGAGCCAGCCCCUCUGCCCCUGCCCCUGCCCGACAACAUGACCCCGGAAGAGAUCAAAGCAUGGGAAGAGGCGGAGCUUGACAAGCCUAUCAACUUUGAUCAAAUCCGAGUAGACCCCUCCCCCUUUCAGCUAGUGGAGAGAACAUCCCUGCACAAGACCCACACGCUCUUCUCUCUCCUGGGGUUGAGCCACGCCUACGUGACGAGCAUAGGGAAGCUGGUGGGCGUGGUCGCACUAAAAGAGCUACAGAAAGCCAUUGAGGGGUCGACCAGGAGUGGUGUGAGGCUGCGUCCCCCGUUGGCCAGCUUUCGGGAUGCCAGCCGGCAAGGAAGAGACAAACACAAGCAGCUCCCCCAAUCUCAACCCUCAUCUAAAAAUCCCACCGGGGCUGGACAGACAGGAGGAGGGCGAGAAAGAGACAGGGGGCCUGAAUUUCCUCUUUGGGGCCCCCGCAAAGAGCAAACAGCCAGAGAAGGAGAAGAGUUAGAAGGCGAGAGAGACGAAGGGAAGGCCGAAAGUGAAGGGGAGGGGAGGCAAAAGGAGGAGUGUGAGGCUUGCAGCAGUGGCAGUGGCAGCAGAGCCAGCGACACGCUCACUCACUCCCCGCCGCCCGCUCUCUCUCUCUCCCUGGCCGAGCGGAGGCCGGUGCGGCUGGAGAUGGAGCGGAGGGAAGGAGAAAGGGAGAGGGAGAGAGACAGCGAGGAAGAGCCCCUUUGAAACAGCGACUGAGAGACUGACUGAAGACAAGAGCACACUGAAACUAUACUGAGCCUGUAGAGAGAGAUUAUUUUCCCAGAGACACUCCUCACACACAGAGAUUAAUACAGACCCUAAUACAG